Molecule: messenger RNA, 1767 nt
Organism: Zeugodacus cucurbitae (melon fly)
Lineage: Eukaryota; Metazoa; Arthropoda; Insecta; Diptera; Tephritidae
Product: phosphatidylserine lipase ABHD16A
Exons: 10
Coding region: 168-1739 (523 amino acids)
Biological process (GO): phosphatidylserine catabolic process; monoacylglycerol catabolic process
Cellular component (GO): endomembrane system
Molecular function (GO): glycerophospholipase activity; monoacylglycerol lipase activity
Source: RefSeq, a predicted model, not a curated record
GCUGGAUUUGUUACAAAAUUUUUGGUUUGUCAUUUACGACACAAAUUAGGCAAUACUAUUUUUCCAAUUUUGUUAUUUUGUGUUCGCUGUAGUCAUUUUGCUUUACUAAUUGCACAUAAUUAAAUCGUGGUUUGAAAAGUGAACUCUGACCUUACAUUGUUGCAGCAAUGGGUUUCCUGAGUUAUGUAUUUGGGCCGAAAUUGUAUCAGGAGUAUGGUUUGGAUAAGAAACUUUACGAACCUGGUGGUUUGGAGCGAAUUGGUGAUCAAAUAAUAUCCACGCUUUCUUUGAUGUGGAACAUUAGUUAUUACACUUCUCCGUUUAUAGUGACAUUCUUGUAUAAAAGAGGCUAUUUGGUGGCAGAUUCAAUCUCCUCGUUCGCCAAAUUUUCUACCAGUAUCGGUAUUAUUGUUGUUAUAACACUAUGUAUCCGUGGCUUUGGACGCACACAAUCGAAAUCUUAUGUAAAAAUGAUUAAGGCAAUUGAAAUGUCUAAGUUAUCCUCCUCCAAUGAAGAAACAAAGCGUGAUCUUCGAAAGUUCGAUUUUGAUUUUAGUUCAUGGCAGGUGGACUUCGAUGCACGUAGUGUGCAAGGUGAUGAGAAGAAAAAACAAUUGAUAUCUACCAGUAGCCGUGACUCUCGUCAAUUGAGAUUUGCCACUUUGCCUUGCAAAGUUGCCGCGUACAUUGCCAUUCACACUUUUGGCAUACGAAUGAUUUACCCUGGAUACAUAAAAUUAUUGCAAAAUUAUUUGAAUAGCUUCUUAAUUGAAGGGCGUGCAAAACUGGUUGAGGAGCACAAAGCCAUGAGGUACAAAGUGAAAACCGUAGAUAACAAUGAGAUCGAUAGUAUUUUUGUGGACAAUCGUCAGAACGGGAGCACAAACGGCAAUACACUUGUAAUUUGCUCUGAAGGAAAUGCCGCAUACUAUGAAAUUGGUAUAAUGAGUACACCGCUCUCGCUAAAAUAUUCAGUAUUAGGAUGGAAUCAUCCCGGUUUUGCCGGUAGCACUGGUGCACCGUACCCUGAACAGGACAAAAACGCUAUUGAUGCUGUUGUACAGUUAGCUAUUCACCGUCUGGGCUUUGCUGUCGAAGAUAUUAUUUUGUACGGUUGGAGUAUUGGUGGCGUGAGCGCAUUGUGGGCAUCAAACCUAUAUCCCGAUGUGAAAGGAGUGAUUUUAGAUGCAACAUUCGAUGAUAUAUUGUACCUUGCACAAUCGCGCAUGCCUGAGAGUCUAUCGGGUAUAGUAAGACUUGGUAUACGAGAAUAUUGCAAUUUAAAUAAUGUGGAGUCUAUACAAAAUUAUAACGGCCCAAUAUCUCUUAUACGUCGCACUGAAGAUGAAAUUAUUUCAGAGGAUAAUCGAAUUGAAACAAAUCGUGGAAACUACUUAGCUCUAACGCUAUUAAAGUAUCGUUAUCCGUUUAUAUUUAAGACUAGUCAGUUAACACGGAUGAAGAAAAUCUUAUCACGCCCUGUGGACCCCAAGAGCUUUUCAUUAUCCAAUGACGAUCUCUGCAUGUCACGGCUCAUAACGUAUGCUUCUGAUCAGGGCAAAUCAUUCCCAAUGCUAAUUGGUGAGGAUUACUCCGAGGACACUCGCGAUCAAAUGGCCGAAUUUUUGUUGAGAAAGCAUUUCCGUGACUACAAAUCGACGCAUUGCACACCAUUACCCAAAGACUAUUUUGACAUUCCAUGGGACAUUCCCAUCGAAAACGGUUUUGUUUUUACUUAAUUCACUUUAAAGAAUGUGUAGUAGCCAU